Messenger RNA from Mangifera indica (mango), 4584 nucleotides. Its product is annotated as magnesium-chelatase subunit ChlH, chloroplastic. The record is from RefSeq and is a predicted model, not a curated record. The transcript has 5 exons. Gene Ontology annotation, molecular function: magnesium chelatase activity. Gene Ontology annotation, biological process: chlorophyll biosynthetic process. The coding region runs from base 198 to 4346 and encodes 1382 amino acids. Gene Ontology annotation, cellular component: chloroplast. Lineage: Eukaryota; Viridiplantae; Streptophyta; Magnoliopsida; Sapindales; Anacardiaceae.
AGCGGUUACCUUUGAGAAAAGAAGAGUAAGAGGCAGCUCUCAAGCACAAGCUGCAACUCAUUCAUAGAGAAGCUUUGAUUUUUCUUAUCAAAGAGUUUCUCUUUCUCUAUUUUCUUUUCCUAAAUCCUCUCUCUCUAAUUUAGAAACAGAGAGGAACUGCGUACUCUGCUUUAAAUUGUUGUAAGUUUUGUCCAACAAUGGCUUACCUAGUAUCUUCACCAUUCACUUUACCGUCUUUAAAGCCAGGCCAACUUACUUCAAUCUCGCAAAAGCACAUUUUUCUCCACUCAUUUCUUCCUAAGAAAGCAACAAACCAAUCCAGUUCUAAGUAUUCCAUUAAAGUAAAACGUGCCUCUGUUGGCAAUGGUCUCUUUACACAGACAACACCAGAGGUCCGGAGAAUUGUACCUGAAAAGAGAGAUAAUCUUCCUACUGUAAAAAUUGUCUAUGUAGUUCUUGAAGCCCAGUACCAAUCCUCUAUCACUGCUGCUGUUCAAGCUUUGAAUAAAAAUUCCAACUUUGCUUCAUUUGAAGUUGUUGGGUAUUUGGUCGAGGAGCUUCGUGAUGAAAAUACUUAUAAAACCUUCUGUAAAGAUCUUGAAGAUGCAAAUAUCUUUAUAGGGUCUUUGAUUUUCAUUGAGGAGCUUGCAUUGAAAGUUAAGGCUGCAGUGGAGAAAGAGAGGGACAGGCUUGAUGCAGUUUUGGUCUUCCCUUCAAUGCCGGAGGUAAUGAGGCUUAAUAAGUUGGGUUCUUUUAGUAUGUCACAGUUGGGUCAGUCGAAAAGCCCAUUUUUUCAGUUGUUUAAAAGAAAGAAACAAGGUGCAGGUUUUGCUGAUAGUAUGUUGAAGUUAGUGAGAACAUUGCCUAAGGUUUUAAAGUAUUUGCCUAGUGAUAAGGCUCAAGAUGCUAGGCUUUAUAUAUUGAGUUUACAGUUUUGGCUUGGGGGAUCACCUGAUAACUUACAGAAUUUCUUGAAAAUGAUUUCUGGUUCUUAUGUACCUGCCUUGAAAGGGCAAAGGAUUAAGUAUUCAGACCCAGUUCUGUUCUUGGACAGUGGUAUUUGGCAUCCUUUGGCUCCUUGUAUGUAUGAUGAUGUGAAAGAGUAUUUGAAUUGGUAUGGUACUAGAAGGGAUGCUAGUGAGAAGCUUAAGGGGCCUGAUGCACCAAUCAUAGGGCUGGUUUUGCAAAGGAGUCACAUUGUCACUGGUGACGAGAGUCACUAUGUGGCUGUGAUUAUGGAGUUAGAGGCAAGAGGAGCUAAAGUAAUUCCAAUUUUUGCUGGUGGGCUUGAUUUUUCGGGACCAGUUGAGAAGUUCUUCAUCGAUUCAGUUACAAAGAAACCAAUGGUAAAUUCAGUUGUGUCGCUGACUGGUUUUGCUCUUGUUGGGGGUCCAGCAAGACAGGAUCAUCCCAGGGCUGUUGAGGCGCUGAUGAAGCUUGAUGUUCCUUACAUUGUUGCAUUGCCAUUAGUGUUUCAAACAACGGAGGAAUGGCUGAAUAGUACUUUGGGGCUGCACCCUAUUCAGGUAGCUUUGCAAGUUGCUCUCCCAGAGCUUGAUGGAGGGAUGGAGCCCAUUGUUUUUGCUGGUCGGGAUCCCAGAACUGGGAAAUCACAUGCCCUUCACAAGAGGGUGGAGCAGCUCUGCACCAGGGCAAUUAAAUGGGCUGAGCUGAAAAGAAAAUCAAAGGCAGAGAAGAAAUUAGCAAUCACAGUCUUCAGUUUCCCUCCAGACAAAGGAAAUGUUGGAUCAGCUGCUUACCUCAAUGUCUUUUCCUCAAUUUUUUCGGUCCUAAAAGAACUCAAAAGGGAUGGUUACAAUGUCGAGGGACUUCCGGAGACAUCAGAAGCCUUGAUUGAAGAAGUUAUUCAUGAUAAAGAAGCUCAAUUCAGCAGUCCAAAUCUAAACAUUGCUUACAAAAUGGGUGUCCGAGAAUAUCAAAGCCUAACUCCCUAUGCCACAGCAUUAGAGGAGAACUGGGGAAAACCUCCUGGGAAUUUGAAUUCUGAUGGGGAGAAUCUCUUGGUAUACGGAAAGCAGUAUGGUAAUGUAUUCAUUGGGGUCCAACCCACCUUUGGUUAUGAGGGUGAUCCAAUGAGGCUGCUUUUCUCCAAAUCUGCUAGUCCGCAUCACGGAUUUGCAGCUUACUACUCCUUUGUUGAGAAGAUUUUCAAAGCUGAUUCAGUUCUUCACUUUGGUACCCAUGGUUCACUUGAAUUCAUGCCAGGAAAGCAGGUGGGAAUGAGUGAUGUGUGUUACCCAGAUAGUCUAAUUGGGAAUAUACCCAACGUGUAUUACUAUGCAGCUAAUAACCCAUCCGAAGCAACUAUAGCCAAACGCCGUAGUUAUGCCAAUACCAUAAGUUAUUUGACACCACCGGCUGAAAAUGCAGGGCUGUACAAGGGCCUUAAGCAGUUGAGUGAGCUUAUUUCCUCAUACCAGUCUCUUAAAGACACAGGCCGUGGGCCACAGAUUGUGAGCUCCAUUAUCAGUACGGCUAGGCAAUGCAAUCUCGACAAAGAUGUAGAACUUCCUGAUGAGGGAGUAGAAAUCUCAGCCAAGGAACGUGAUCUUGUGAUUGGAAAAGUAUACUCCAAAAUAAUGGAGAUCGAGUCUCGACUUCUGCCUUGUGGACUGCACAUAAUCGGUGAGCCUCCAUCUGCCUUAGAAGCUGUUGCAACACUGGUAAACAUUGCUGCUCUGGACCGUCCUGAGGAUGAGAUUACAUCACUCCCUUCUAUACUAGCUGAGACUGUUGGAAGAAAUAUAGAGGACAUCUAUAGAGGAAGUGACAAGGGCAUAUUAAAGGAUGUAGAGCUUCUGCGGCAAAUUACUGAGGCAUCACGUGGGGCAAUAGCUGCUUUUGUUGAAAGAACAACUAAUAAGAAGGGUCAAGUUGUUGAUGUGGCUGAUAGGCUUAGCUCUAUUAUCGGAUUUGGCAUUAAUGAACCAUGGGUUCAGUAUUUGUCAAACACAAAAUUUUACAGGGCAGAUAGAGAUAAACUGAGGACAUUGUUUCAAUUCCUAGGAGAGUGUUUAAAGUUGGUUGUAGCUGAUAAUGAGUUGGGCAGCUUGAAACAAGCUUUGGAGGGAAAAUAUGUGGAGCCAGGUCCUGGUGGUGACCCUAUCAGAAACCCAAAAGUGUUGCCAACAGGAAAGAAUAUUCAUGCACUUGACCCACAGGCCAUUCCCACAACAGCAGCACUGCAAAGUGCAAAAGUUGUUGUGGACAGGUUGGUGGAAAGACAGAAGGUUGAUAAUGGAGGCAAGUAUCCUGAGACAGUUGCACUCGUGUUGUGGGGAACUGACAAUAUUAAAACUUAUGGUGAAUCACUAGCCCAGGUUUUGUGGAUGAUUGGGGUUAGGCCUGUGGCUGACACAUUUGGCAGAGUCAACAGGGUUGAGCCAGUUAGUCUUGAAGAACUUGGAAGGCCCAGGAUUGAUGUUGUUGUUAAUUGCUCUGGAGUUUUCAGAGAUCUCUUCAUCAAUCAGAUGAAUCUCCUUGAUCGGGCAGUGAAGAUGGUUGCCGAACUAGAUGAACCACCAGAACAGAAUUAUGUCAGGAAGCAUGCACUAGAACAAGCGAAAGCCCUGGGUAUUGAAGUUCGAGAAGCUGCAACUCGAAUCUUCUCAAAUGCUUCAGGCUCCUACUCCUCAAAUAUAAACCUUGCUGUCGAGAAUUCCUCAUGGAAUGACGAGAAACAACUCCAAGACAUGUACUUGAGCAGGAAGUCUUUUGCCUUUGACUGUGAUGCUCCUGGUGCAGGCAUGACUGAGAAAAGAAAAGUUUUUGAGAUGGCUCUGACCACAGCAGAUGCCACAUUCCAAAAUCUUGACUCCUCAGAAAUCUCACUCACUGAUGUCAGCCAUUACUUCGAUUCAGAUCCAACAAAUUUGGUCCAGAGCUUGAGGAACGAUGGAAAGAAACCUAGUGCAUACAUUGCUGAUACUACCACAGCUAAUGCUCAGGUGCGUACUCUUGCUGAAACCAUGCGGCUCGAUGCACGAACCAAAUUGUUGAACCCCAAGUGGUAUGAGGGAAUGAUGUCAAGUGGGUAUGAGGGUGUUCGAGAAAUUGAGAAGCGCCUUACCAAUACGGUUGGGUGGAGUGCAACUUCAGGCCAAGUUGACAACUGGGUUUAUGAAGAGGCUAACGCUACCUUUAUACAAGACGAGGAGAUGCUGAAAAGGCUCAUAAAAACGAAUCCAAAUUCGUUCAGGAAGUUGGUGCAGACAUUCCUGGAGGCUAAUGGUCGCGGGUACUGGGAAACUUCAGAGGAAAAUAUUGAGAAGUUGAGGCAGCUCUACUCAGAAGUUGAAGACAAGAUUGAAGGAAUCGAUCGAUGAACAAUAAAUGAAGUGUUAAAGUAGUUCCCAGAUUGUAAACAUCAAUUGACACUGAUGAUUAAUCCAAGCCCGCCGACCCCAACACCACCCCCCCUCUCUCUCCUGUAAGAUGAUUGAAUGUAAUGUCAAGGUUGGAAUGUGAAUUUGUUCAUUACGGAAUAUCAGUUUGAAGGUACAGAAUAAAGUCAUGUUAUUGAUGUUCCCCCAUAACCUCACGAAUACAUCAUUAUUUUUACCA